AUGGCUUCCCUACUCAAGACCGCCUCCCGAACCACUGCCUUCCGAGCAGCUGGAGCUUCAAACCUACGAACAAUUGGCACCGCCGAUCGGACCUUUGUGAGAAGGAAGGCUACUCUCCCGGAUCUGUCGUACGAUUAUGGUGCUCUUGAGCCCGCCAUCAGCGGCAAGAUCAUGGAGCUGCACCACAGCAAGCACCAUCAGACCUAUGUGAACUCCUACAACGAUGCUGCGGACAAGUAUGCGGCUGCUGAGGCCAACGACGACAUUGCUACCAAGAUUGCCCUCCAACCACUGGUUAAUUUCCAUGGCGGCGGGCACCGGAAUCACACUCUGUUCUGGGAGAACCUCGCACCCAAGAACCAGGGUGGUGGUGAUCCUCCUUCCGGCGGUCUGGCCAAAGCCAUUGAUGAGACGUACGGCAGUCUGGACGAGCUCAAGAAGAAGUUCAAUGCCGCUCUUGCCGGCAUCCAGGGCAGCGGCUGGGUAUGGCUUGUGAAGGACACCCAGACCGGCCAAAUUGGCAUUAAGCCAUACGCCAACCAAGACCCUGUCGUUGGGCAGUACAAGCCUCUCUUGGGUGUUGACGCGUGGGAACACGCUUACUAUCUUCAGUACCAGAACCGCAAGGCGGAGUACUUCUCUGCUAUCUGGGACGUGAUCAACUGGAAGGCGGCUGAGAAGCGCUUUGGUGCAUAG
Messenger RNA from Cyphellophora europaea CBS 101466, 696 nucleotides. RefSeq lists its product as uncharacterized. The record is from RefSeq and is a predicted model, not a curated record. The coding region runs from base 1 to 696 and encodes 231 amino acids. NCBI's taxonomy places the organism in Eukaryota, Fungi, Ascomycota, Eurotiomycetes, Chaetothyriales, Cyphellophoraceae. The transcript has 4 exons. Gene Ontology annotation, molecular function: superoxide dismutase activity; metal ion binding. Gene Ontology annotation, cellular component: mitochondrion. Gene Ontology annotation, biological process: superoxide metabolic process.